ACUAAGAACAUCUGCAAGUGUGGUUAUUAGAUGGUCGUAGAUAAAAAUAAAAAAAUAAAAAGCACGAAGUAAAUGUCUUCAGUUUGCACGAGAUGCUAUAUUAGUCAGCAAAAGAACGGAAGAGAAAUAUGUGUUAAAACCACAAAAGGAAAUUGCAAAAAGACCCUAUGAACAAGGACUGAACAAUGCAAAUGGUUUCAUUUUAUAUAUUUAGAUUAUAACUUAAGUGAUUUUGAUAUUUAAUAUUUUAUAAUUCACCUUAUUUUUCAAUAUGGAAGCAAACCCUUUUCUGCAUAAGUGCCAGACUUCAAAUUCAUAAGCUGCUAUGGUUAAAUAAGUAAGAUUAAAAAAGUGCAGUAGACCCUAAAACUACUGUCCUAGACACCAGUGGUUAUGACAGUACAUUAAAAUAAUAUAACAAAUACUAUUAUGUGACAUCAAGCAGCAUUAACUUUGUUUUUUGACAUUGCUUUCACAUUCAUGUUAAAACUUGCUCCUAAAAAAAGGUGUAUUGCAUGGCUUGCAGGAAUACUUGAUUCUGACUGGUCAGCUGCUUUCACCGUAGUACACUGCAAUGCUUUAUAUAGUGCAUUUUGACAGCAUAGCGAGACUAGCUUAUGUACUUUGCAAUACUUCAUGGGAGUUGAGCAUGCCCUGCAGAGUUCUUUAAUUUGCUUGUCAAGACUGAUGGUGGAAUGUUCUCUUCAGCAUCAUGGAUAACUAACAUCCUGUGUGGACAUCGAGUAACUCUUCUGAAGUUUCAUGAUAUUAUUCAUAAGCUGUUUUAUUGACAUCUUUGCGUGGUUGAAAAUCUUAAUGAACGAUCACAUGAUACAUGACGUGGAUUUUGUGUUAUUAUAGAUCACACCACAUUAAAACACGACAAAACCGCAUGUAUUGUUUCAGUCUCAUCAUUAAAUCAACAGAAUUUAAGUUAAGACUUUGUUUUGUUUCAAAGGUUACCUGCUGUUUUCUGUGUGUCGACACGCUGUCGAUGUCUUCUCUGUUCCGCCAGAGCUAUUUAUUUAUCCUGUCUGAACAACAACAAUAUUGAUGAUGGAGCAAGGAUUAGGCUUCAAUUCCACAUCUAACAGCACUGUCGUGGGUUCAAAGAACAUCGCUCCGGCUGUAGUUCUGGGUCUGUGGUGUUUGGUUGGUUUGCCAAGCAACAUUGUGGUAAUCAUCAGCAUUACUCGUGAGUGGAACAGAAAUCCAAGCUUCACUUUAAAACUAGUGCUAAACCUUGCGGUCUCUGAUGCUUUGACCCUAUGCCUGGUUCCUUUUGUGCUGCAUGCAAUACUCUAUGGAUGGAAGUUCGGCCUUUGGUUUUGUAAGCUCCUGUUUUUUUUGGGUCACUGUAGUCUGUAUGUUGGGGUCCUGACGGUCACCUCCAUGAGCAUCCACCGCUAUCACAAUGUCAUCAAGUCAAGAGUCACUAACAGAAUGAUACUGCAAAGACUGGAAAGACGGCACAGGCGCUUUCAGCUGAUUGGCAUCUGGUUUCUAGCUUUUGCUUUUUCCCUGCCAGUACUUUUUACCCAUAGACUCGAAGACAAGAAUGGACUUAAAAGAUGUCAGCGGAAAAUGGAGUCGCAGUCUGUGGUAGUGACUCUUUUGCUUUUUGAGAUCCUGGUUGGGUUUAUCAUUCCAUUUGUGACAAUGUUGACGUGUUAUCUAUGGUUGGACAAAGGGUUGAGACAAAAGGCCAAGAGCUCCAGUCUAACUUCUUCACAGGACCAGGACCAGGAACCUAGAAACCAGGGGACAAACGUUAGGAAUUACAAGAAGAGACUUGUGAUCAGCAUCGUUGUGGCUUUCUUUCUCUUUUGGACUCCUGUGUACAUUAUCAAUGUGAUUGAUAUAGUCAAAACUCUGACUAAAACAUCUCAUCCAGAUGUUCAUUCCCAACUGAAUUACUUCCGCCAGGUAUAUGGUGAUCUUAUCAAGACUCUGGCUUUAUUAAACUGCUGUCUGAAUCCUUUUCUUUAUGUUUUCUUUUCAAGAAAUGUCAUAAAGUGUACCAAGUAGACCCAACCCAUAUUUGUUCCACAGUUACAUAUUCAAAUAAUUAUUUAUAAGUUGUAAACCUUGUCUGCUAAUCUGGUGAUCAGUUUUCUUUUAAAAUAACGUCUUUGUUGUAAAAAGCUGCGUUAAUGCAAUUCUGAAAUCUAAUCUGCCAAAGGAUCAUCUGUGAGCGAAUAAAUGCUUACCAUAAUCAUAAAUGUACUGGAUAAUAUGUCUUAUUUACAAUAAUUUAAAUGAUUUUUAAUUUCUUUCAUUUGUGCAUGUUUUUGAAAAAAAUUGCCAUUUCAAUUUUUAGAAAGAUGAGAAAUAUGUUAAAUAAUUUAACAACCCUGUAAUGAAUUUGGUAGCUUGUGACAGCAGUAUACAGUAAGUAAACAAUAUUAUUUGAAUGUCUACGCAGUAUAGAGGAUGCACAUUUAGCUACAGUAUACAGUUAUGUUCCAGCCUGUUUCCUUCCUCUUGUUCUACAGUAAUAAUAGUAUACUUUAUUUGUAGCUAUAGUGUUUUAUAAAUGCUGUCCCACUUAUUAUAGUUCUUAUGUUUUCAUAAUGGAAUCAUAAGCACAAUGGGGCACUGCACACUCUUGCUUCAUUAACUGGGUUCUAAACAGAAACAGGAAUGGAAACACUGUGCAUGGUUGUCUGGUUGUUGACCACUUGGUUUAGUUUCAGAUGCUUAUCAGACAUGUGAUUGGCAUGAAGAUCAGUUUGCUUUGUCAACUCACAUCUGUAUUACAUUGAACUAUUUGAGCAGUGUAUGAAAAUGUAUUAAAUGCAUAUGUUUUUAAUUUACUUGUAUCACUAAACAAAACAUGAUUAAUAGCAAGAUGGACUGGAAUUUUUUUUAAUGAAAAUAUAUUAAACAUACAUUUCCAGUUAUGCAAUUUACAGUAACAUAUGUCAAUAUCAUUCAAAACCUUGAACACAGAUUUGAGAACAGAAUAACAGUACAACAUAUAUCAGGUCACCGUUUGGCUUAAAUGCUUCUUUUUUCCUUUCUUAUUUUUUUUUUUCAACUGGAUAAGGAUUUUGACUAUAUGCACAACAACAUGUUGCAGUACUUAAAAAGUUUAAUAAA
Messenger RNA from Carassius gibelio (silver crucian carp), 3102 nucleotides. Its product is annotated as leukotriene B4 receptor 1-like. Gene Ontology annotation, biological process: G protein-coupled receptor signaling pathway; immune response. Gene Ontology annotation, molecular function: G protein-coupled receptor activity. Gene Ontology annotation, cellular component: membrane. The transcript is spliced from 3 exons. The record is from RefSeq and is a predicted model, not a curated record. Lineage: Eukaryota; Metazoa; Chordata; Actinopteri; Cypriniformes; Cyprinidae. The coding region runs from base 1054 to 2028 and encodes 324 amino acids.